AUGGUUGUUGUUGAGAAAAAAUUGAAGAUAGAAAAAUAUAUCGGAAAAACAACUGCAGAUGCUUGGUGUGAUUGGGUAAAGUCAGUUGCGGGAUUGUUUGGAUUAAAAUUGAAUUUGUGUGUCAACUUCACCUUCGAUGGUGCUUCGACAAUGAUCUUUGAUGAAGGUGGUCUUGCGGGAAAGUUCAUUGAAUUUAUGAAAUCAAUUGGUAUUGAUGUUAAUGGAUUCGAACCAAAUUAUUGUUUCAAUCAUCGAUUGAGAAAAGCAAUUGAAAAAAUGGGAACGACGUUUUAUGGGUGUAUUGUGAAGAAAUUUUUAUACAAAUUAACGGGAGCCAACGUGAGGAUGAAUUGGGAAUCUUAUUGUAAAGAAAAAGGAAUUGAAAAAGAAGCCUUGUCAAUUCCUCAAUAUAGCAACACUCGGUUUCUAUAUAUAGCGACAAUAUUUAAUAUGGUAUUUGACAAUCUCAACGAACUUCAAGAUUUUACAAGGAACCAAAAAAACUGGAAAAUCGAAAUGCCUAAACCGAAAAGAAGGGAGAGCAGUGCCAAACAACAAAACAAAAAUGAUAACGAAAACGACAACUUCGAAGAUGAUGGCAUUGACGUCUCGAGACGGCUUAUCAAAACUGCGACUUUGGACGACGACAAAUUUGUAGCACUUCUGUUCUUUGUUGAUUUCAUUACAAGUCGGGUAAAAGUUCUCAGUGAUUGGCUCCAAAAAUCGUGCCUCUCCUUUGCUGUUGCCUAUCAACGUGUGCUUGAAGUCAUCGAGAAUUUAAUCGAACUUAAAAAUGACAUCUAUCAACGCUCAGAAGAAAAACUCUUUAACAUGCUUUACAUCAACAAAGUCAAAUCCACAGAAAGAGUUCAAUUUCGUGAUAUUUGUCUGGGAUUGCUUAAUAGUUUAUUACAAGCACUCUCAGUUCGAUUCACUCUUCCAACCAAAAAAACUCAAGCCAAGCCAAAUAGCGCUCAACGGAGCAACAAAUGA
Entamoeba invadens IP1 is the source of this 993-nucleotide messenger RNA. RefSeq lists its product as hypothetical. Bases 1 to 993 code for a protein of 330 amino acids. The record is from RefSeq and is a predicted model, not a curated record. NCBI's taxonomy places the organism in Eukaryota, Evosea, Mastigamoebida, Endamoebidae. The transcript has a single exon.